UCAUAAAGUUAAACCUAAGUCGUUGAGACGCAUUUUUGUUUUGCCGGUUGUCAACGUACAAGACACGCCAAAGUUAUUACACCAUGGCUGCCAAGACGAUCGACGGUGCUCGAGUGGUCGUCGAAGCCCUCCGGAAGCAGGGUGUGGAGCACAUCUUUGGCGUGGUGGGCGUGCCUGUGUUCGAAGUGGCCCUGGCGGCUCAGCAGGCAGGCAUCAAGUUUGUCGGCAUGCACAAUGAGCAAGCGGCAUGCUAUGCCGCUGGUAUCAUGGGAUAUCUUACCCGAAGACCUGGAGUAUGCCUCGUUGUCUCGGGUCCAGGGCUUAUUCAUGCCCUCGGUGGCCUAGCAAAUGCUCAAAUCAACGGAUGGCCUUUGCUGCUGGUUGGGGGGUCCUGCGAACAGGAUUUCGAAGGACUCGGAGCCUUCCAAGAGUUCUCACAGGUGGAUGCCUGUCGCAGUUACACAAAGUAUACCUGCCGUCCCAGCUCUGUACAGCUGAUUCCCUUGCACAUUGAAAAGGCUGUUCGAGCGAGCCUUUAUGGUCGCCCUGGUGCCACUUACGUGGACCUUCCGGGAAAUAUGAUCAUGGCAGAGGUUCCCGAGGAAAGUGUGCUGGACGUCGCAAAGUGUCCUGACCCUCCACGGACUCUCGCUGAUACACCAAAUGUGGCACAGGCAUUGUCACUGCUUAGAAAUGCCAAGAAACCACUCAUUAUUAUUGGAAAAGGGGCUGCAUAUGCUCGUGCUGAGAAGAAUGUGCGCGAACUUGUGGAAUGCACGGGCCUGCCAUACCUGCCUACGCCAAUGGGAAAGGGUGUUUUGCCAGACGACCACCCACAGUGCAUAUCUCCAGCAAGAUCCAAGGCGCUGCAAGAAGCUGAUGUCAUUUUGUUGCUGGGAGCACGACUCAACUGGAUGUUGCAUUUUGGACGGCCUCCACGUUUCAGCCCAGGUGUCAAAAUAAUCCAGGUUGAACUUCUUCAGGAGGAGCUGCACAGCAGCGUUCCCGCAGCUGUUGCGUUGUCAGGCGAUGUGGGAGCAGUGGCAGAACAGAUAUCCAGGUUGAACGCCGAGCAUGCCAAGGACCCCUGGCAGUACCCUGCUGAUACAGCCUGGUGGCAGGCACUGCGUGGCAAAGUUGCUGCCAAUGCGAAAACUGUUGAGAGUCUGUCAUCAUCAAAGGACAUCCCCAUGAAUUUUCACACAGCAUACAAGCAGAUAGCUGAUCUCAUGCCAAAAGAUGCAGUAAUUGUGAACGAAGGAGCCAACACGAUGGACAUUGGAAGGACAAUGCUGCCUAACUACUUGCCACGGCAUAGGCUGGAUGCUGGCACAUUCGGAACGAUGGGUAUAGGUGUUGGCUUUGCUGUUGCAGCAGCCUUGUGGUGUCAGACUCAGUCGCCUUCGAAGCGGGUUAUUUGCAUUGAGGGAGACAGUGCUUUUGGCUUCUCAGCUAUGGAGAUGGAGACUGCCGCUAGGUACAAGCUUCCAAUAAUAGCCAUAAUCAUGAACAACUCUGGGAUCUACAAUGGUUUUGAUGGGGAAACCUGGGAGUCUUUCCUGCAUUCGGGAAUGCACCCUUGCAUCUCGCUCCCAGCCAACUCUCUUCUGCCAGGUGUCCGCUAUGACCAGAUGGCUGCCAUGUUUGGUAGCAAGGGCUUCAAUGUAACAACGCCUGAGGAGCUUCGAGCUGCCUUUACGGAGGCCCUUGCCAUCACUGACCGACCAACCAUUAUCAAUGUUGUCAUUGAUGGCAUGGCUCAGAGAAAGCCCCAGGAAUUUGAAUGGCAUACAAAAUCCAAGAUGUGAUAUGGGCUUGACCGUUAAAGCUGGAACUGUGUACAAUUUUUUUUAAUAUUUUUUUUCACCUGGUCCACAACAUAGCUGCUUGCACUCGUCUAGUAACUGUUUGCUUUACAUACUCACAGGGUAGGUCUACAAGUUAUAGAUAUAUCUCAUUUCAUUUUCUGGUUGUAACAGUGCUGGUCACUGAUACUUUGUUUCAGUGCUUUUAAUGUUGGGGUCAUGUCACACUACGUUACGUGUAGUAUUUUCUUUCUAUAUGAAACUUUUUAAAAAUUGGGAUGCUUUUGAUAGAACUAUUUCAACUUAUUUGAUUUGAUAAAAACAUUAUAUAUGCAA
Dermacentor albipictus is the source of this 2141-nucleotide messenger RNA. RefSeq names its product 2-hydroxyacyl-CoA lyase (gene Hacl). The record is from RefSeq and is a predicted model, not a curated record. Gene Ontology annotation, cellular component: peroxisome. NCBI's taxonomy places the organism in Eukaryota, Metazoa, Arthropoda, Arachnida, Ixodida, Ixodidae. Gene Ontology annotation, biological process: fatty acid alpha-oxidation. Gene Ontology annotation, molecular function: catalytic activity; thiamine pyrophosphate binding; magnesium ion binding.